Messenger RNA from Eupeodes corollae, 2314 nucleotides. RefSeq names its product circadian locomoter output cycles protein kaput (gene Sidpn). Lineage: Eukaryota; Metazoa; Arthropoda; Insecta; Diptera; Syrphidae. Gene Ontology annotation, biological process: regulation of transcription by RNA polymerase II; anterior/posterior pattern specification; regulation of neurogenesis. The coding region runs from base 662 to 2245 and encodes 527 amino acids. Gene Ontology annotation, cellular component: nucleus. The record is from RefSeq and is a predicted model, not a curated record. Gene Ontology annotation, molecular function: DNA-binding transcription factor activity, RNA polymerase II-specific; protein dimerization activity; RNA polymerase II cis-regulatory region sequence-specific DNA binding. The transcript is spliced from 6 exons.
CUCGUUCUCGUUGAAGUUGAACGUUGAAGUCGUUCUCGUUCGUGCUCGUGGUUGUUGUCGUCGCUCGUCGCAGUCGUAGUCGUAGUCAUCGUCGUCGUUGUCCUCGUCAGUGUCGUUGUCGUUGUCGGUUGUCGGCUCUUUUUAGCAGGAUAAUGUUUCAGUGAUUUCGAUUCGGUUUAGUUCAAAGGAUGACUUCUUGCGGUAAGGAAGUGUUUCGGGCUUGGCUCCUCCGUGAUUCUGAUUAUUAUUAUUGCUGUAGUUAUAGUAGCGAACGAGUUUGAUAUUUUUGUAUUAUAAAUAUUAUACUCUCUGACUUUCUAUAGGUGGUGAAUUUUAUUUUGUUUUUGUUAUUUAUUUUUGUUUAUUUGUUUUCACGUGAAAUAAACGCUACGCACUUGAAAUUUAAGCGUUUGGUGGUCAUUCAAAAAAUAAAAACAAAAUUCUCUCAUUCUGAUGUUGAUAGUCGGGAAAUGUGUGUGUUGUUUCUGUUUGAUGAAGAUUUUAACUGAAAUACCUUAAAAUCAAAGGACGAUUUUUGUCUUAAUGAUUGUGCGGUUGGUGCAUCUGAAUUUUUGUACUCUAACUCGAGUUUGUGAUUUAAAUUAAAUAAAAUUCAAAAACAAAGAAACAAAAUAAAAAUAUUAGAAUUUAUUUAAAUAAAAUGACUGCAAAACGCGAAAAGGAUUACGCUAAAAAUAAAUCAACCACUGGCUUAGGAGUCACACAACCCAGCGCAUUGCUGAAUUCAAAAACAAUUGGUUUAGUAACGUCUACACAGAAUGUUAGCUCUAGUCAAGAAGUAACAAAACGUACUAACAAACCACUAAUGGAGAAACGCCGUAGGGCACGUAUUAACCAAAGUUUGGCUAUUCUAAAGGCUCUUAUUCUUGAGUCAACAAAAGCUAAUGCAAAAAGUACCGAUGGACAAACAAAACAUACAAAAUUAGAAAAGGCUGAUAUUUUGGAAUUAACAGUUCGACAUUUUCAGCGACAUAGAAAUCUUGAUGAUCCUACCAUAAAUAAAUAUAGAGCAGGUUAUACGGAUUGUGCACGAGAAGUUGCGAGGUACCUUGCAACACCUGAACCACCACCUCUUCCUAAUCUGCCAUCAUUAUCGGAUCCCGGAUCAAAAGCUCGACUAUUGCGUCAUUUGGAUCAGUGUAUUGCUGAGAUUGAUGUAGAAAUAUGCCCACAUACAACAGCUUAUGCUGACAGCCCGUCAAGUAGCUGUUUUGAGAUAAAUUGCACAAAGAAACCACAAGAUGAAAACUCUCUCGACUACAGUAGUCAGGAUUCAAAUCCAUUGGAUUUUAGCAAGGCAACCAGGGUAAACAUAACUGCUCAUACGAUAUCUUCGACUUCAACUGAGCAUGUUAACAAUCAGGACGAAAAUAACAACCGUGGCCAGGAUAUGGAUAUAACCGACAACAACUUGGAUAAUCUCCGACUACCAAGGGCAACCUCUUCAGGGCUAAUUGAUGUUAAUUCUGGUCUAAGUCCAGGAGAUAUUCGAAAUAAGCCCUGUAAUCUUGAUGCAUACAAAAAUCUCAAAGUGAACGAUACAAGUAACGUGCUGGUGCUGCCACCACAUUAUAUGCAACUUGCUGCUGCUUUAGGCCUCAGUACUCAACCCAUCGUUGAUCCAAUUGCAACUCGAACCGACUUUGAACGGCUUAUUGAAUUAAACAGAAAUCAAUCGGCGUCGAUUGUCAGUGACAAAUUGGACAACUAUGACAAAUGUCCCAUGGAUCUACCCAGGGACGAGGUUAGCGCAACCUCUUCAAAUGCAGUUGCAAUGCUUCCAGCUACCUCCCUUAUGGCAUCUAGCUCACCCAGGCAUAGUCCCAUAAUUGAACAUCAUCUGGAACAGCAUCAACAGCAACACCAACAGCAACAACAGCAGCAGCAUCAGCUUCAGCAGCAGCACCAGCAGCAGCACCAGCAUCAGCAGCCCCUUCAAGUACACAUCGGACAAUCAACCUCAUUGGAAAUUGAUGUUGACAUUGAAAAACCCUCAGUGACCCCGCCUAUGAUGAUAUCGACGAAAUCAAUAAACGUCGAAGAUGGCGACAGUGAUAUAAACAUGGAGAAUUCAGAUCAAAAUCAAAAUAAUCAAAACUACCUUAAUCGACAGGAAGGAGGUGGUGCUGGUGGUGUUGGUGUUGGUGGUGGUGGUGGUGGUGGUCUUGCAAUGUUUGGUGGCGAAUCCAGGCAAAUGGACGAUAACAUGUGGCGUCCUUGGUAGACUUGACAUAUACAUGAAUAUUUUCAUGGGAACGUAAAAGUGUAAAAAUAAAAAGUAAACAAAAACAAA